GUCUCAGCAACCAAACACAUUUUGACUACCCAGGCCGGGCAGGUGGACGACUCACCCCCUGGAUCAGCCCGAGCGGAGAGGAGAGGCGGUUUGCAGAUUGAUUGAGGAGGUCGAAUAUCAGUCCCGCCGGCGAUCAGAUCGCCACGGCCACAAUAACCAUAGGAAACCUAGCAGGCACAUCGUCGUCCCCGCUCGCAGUUUCUCCUUGGCGCCGCCGUCCAUCUGACUGCUCCGUAAGCCCGCGCUUCAGUGGAGAUGCAGAGGACGGUGGAUUUCAAGCUCCCCCACUUCUUCAACUACCCACCCUACUUUACUUUGCAGCCCGUGAGAGAAACACGCGAAAAGCAAGUGCAGCUAUGGAAAGAGCUGAUACUUGAUUACUGUAGAAGUCAAAAGAUGUAUAUAAUCUCCCUGGAAGAAGAUUUUCCGUUGUUUUCCAAUCAAAAGAUUGAGAGAUCUCUAAGUUAUGAAGCAAAGGAAGUGUUCCUUGCAGCUCUUGUUAGUGAAGGGCGCGCAGAGUGGAUUGACAAAAGUCACAAGAAGUGUCUCAUUCUUUGGCUGCGAAUUCAAGAUUGGGCUAACUAUAUAUUAGACUUCGUAAAGGAAAAUGGGUUGGAAGUAACAACAAUUGAAGAUCUACGCUCUGGAAUUGAAACACAUGGGACCGAACUUGCGGGAAUUGAUCGUGGUGUCCUCAUGCGAGCUUUGAGGCUGUUGGAACAGAAGGGAAAGGCAGUUAUCUUUAAGGGCACGUCAGCAGACGAUGAAGGCGUGAAAUUUUCUGCCUAAACUUUGUUUGCACUAACAGAUGAACAACCUUGAUCGGUGUCCUUGAACGUGAUACAACCCUUCUUACCCGUACACCGAUCACAUCCUUCUGGCGUAUUUAUCGGCAUCAUUGAAACCUCAGUAUGUAUUUGCCGUAUUUGUAUUUCUCGGACUGUUGUAAUUAGCCUUCUGUUCAUCUUCAGCAUAUUUUAUAUACCUAUGAAACCGCA
Hordeum vulgare subsp. vulgare (domesticated barley) is the source of this 998-nucleotide messenger RNA. Its product is annotated as vacuolar protein sorting-associated protein 25-like. Gene Ontology annotation, biological process: protein transport to vacuole involved in ubiquitin-dependent protein catabolic process via the multivesicular body sorting pathway. NCBI's taxonomy places the organism in Eukaryota, Viridiplantae, Streptophyta, Magnoliopsida, Poales, Poaceae. Gene Ontology annotation, cellular component: ESCRT II complex. The record is from RefSeq and is a predicted model, not a curated record. The coding region runs from base 256 to 789 and encodes 177 amino acids. The transcript is spliced from 7 exons. Gene Ontology annotation, molecular function: structural molecule activity; protein homodimerization activity.